Molecule: messenger RNA, 1332 nt
Organism: Aspergillus alliaceus
Lineage: Eukaryota; Fungi; Ascomycota; Eurotiomycetes; Eurotiales; Aspergillaceae
Product: isocitrate dehydrogenase (NAD(+)) IDH2
Exons: 5
Coding region: 165-1259 (364 amino acids)
Biological process (GO): isocitrate metabolic process; tricarboxylic acid cycle
Cellular component (GO): mitochondrion
Molecular function (GO): NAD binding; isocitrate dehydrogenase (NAD+) activity; magnesium ion binding
Source: RefSeq, a predicted model, not a curated record
GCUGCGGCGCUGCCGAGAGAGGUCAAGAUUGGCCUGAGGUUGAACUUCUUUCACUUCCCGCACAAGCAGCCCGCCGCCGCCUUUCUUCUCUCUCCCUUUCUCAAUCCUUCCAUUCACUCUCCUCUCCAACCCAGUGUUGUUUUUGAUCCCGGGGACCUGCCACAAUGUUUGCUGCUAGGAAUAUCGCUCUCCCCGCCCGUCAAUGCUUGCGGAACACUCGUACCUCCCCAAGCAUUGCUUCGCCUUUUUCGCAGCUCCGUAGUUAUUCCGCUGCUGCCGAAGAACGUGUCGCUAAGUUCAAGGGUCAGAAGGACACCGAUGGAAAGUACACUGUCACCCUGAUUGAGGGUGAUGGCAUUGGCCCUGAGAUUUCCCAGUCCGUGAAGGAUAUCUUCGCUGCCGCAAAGGCCCCCGUCAAGUGGGAGCCCGUCGACGUUACCCCUAUCUUGAAGGAUGGAAAGACCGCAAUUCCCGAUGAAGCCAUUGAGAGUGUAAAGAGGAACUACGUCGCCCUUAAGGGCCCCCUUGCUACCCCCGUUGGUAAGGGACACGUUUCUCUGAACCUCACUCUUCGCCGUACCUUCAACCUUUUCGCCAACGUGCGUCCUUGCCGGUCUGUUGCUGGCUACAAGACCCCCUACGACAAUGUUGACACCGUCCUGAUUCGCGAGAAUACCGAGGGUGAAUACUCUGGUAUCGAGCACGUCGUUGUCGAUGGCGUUGUGCAGAGCAUCAAGCUCAUCACCAAGGAGGCCUCCGAGAGAGUCCUGCGCUUCGCCUUCCAAUACGCUCGUUCCAUCAACAAGAAGAAGGUCCGUGUCGUGCACAAGGCCACUAUCAUGAAGAUGUCCGAUGGUCUUUUCUUGAAUCUCGCCCGCGAUAUUGCCAAGGAGUUCCCCGAUAUCGAGUUCGAUGCAGAGCUGCUGGACAACUCUUGCCUCAAGAUCGUCACCGACCCCACUCCGUACAACGACAAGGUUCUUGUCAUGCCUAACCUGUACGGUGACAUUCUGUCCGACAUGUGCGCCGGUCUGAUCGGUGGUCUCGGCCUCACCCCCUCCGGUAACAUUGGUAACGAGUGCUCCAUCUUCGAGGCUGUCCACGGCUCCGCUCCCGACAUUGCCGGCAAGGGUCUCGCUAACCCAACUGCUCUGCUUCUGAGCAGUAUCAUGAUGCUGCAGCACAUGGGUCUCGGUGAGCAUGCCGCUCGUAUCCAGAAGGCCACCUUCGAUACCCUCGCUGAAGGAAAGGUAAGCUAACCCGCACAUUACCCUCUUUGAUUAGUGGGACAAAAAUGCUAAUAUCACAUAGACCCUUACCGGUGACUUGGGC